AUGGCUAUCCCCCGCAGCUAUCUACUUCUCUCACCAUACAUACACUCUCUCUUGCUGCAGGCAUCGGUUGCACAAUAUGCAGAUGUAAGUACAGCUCGCUGCCGCCCCACUAUCCCAACUCAUCAGCGUAGGUUCAAUCGGAACAACGCCGAUUACGAGGACUAUCCUCCGAGCGUCCGGGCAUCUGCCAAUCAUCAACCGACACGUCCUGUUGACAAGGACAAGAAUGAGGCAGAACUUGCUGUGCACAUCAAGAAGGCGACAUCUGCCGAAGAGACUGCUCCCAUCUCCACUAACGCUCAAGAGUGUAUCGUUUACACGUGGGACUACCACUCCUCGACAUCCGUAUGGAACAGCCUGAGGACUCAGCCAAUAUUGGCAGACGAGGUCCAAACCUUCAAGAGUCUGAUUGUCGUGCACAAGCUCCUGCAAGAGGGUCAUCCGGUCACCUUGAAGGAGGCACACCAGCAGACUGGCUGGAUUGAGACCUGCGGACGCACAGCUGGUGAUGGCGUCAAAGGCUAUGGUCCCCUCAUCAAGGCGUACACGUCCUUCCUACUGUCCAAGCUGCGCUUUCAUCGUCACCAUCCCGAGUUCAACGGGUUGUUCGAGUACGAGGAGUAUAUCAGUCUCAAGAACAUUGACGAUCCCAAUGAAGGAUACGAGACCAUCACCGACCUCAUGACUCUGCAAGAUCAGAUCGAGUCAUUCCAAAAGCUCAUCUUCAACACAUUCCGUGGCUCCAACACCAACGAAUGCCGUAUCUCCGCUCUUGUUCCUCUGGUCAAGGAGAGCUUUGGAAUCUACAAGUUCAUUACGAGCAUGCUCCGAGCGAUGCAUCGACGGACGGAAAAUGAGGAUGUACUCCAGCCGCUUCGAGAAAGAUACAACGCCCAGCACUUCAACCUGAGGCGUUUCUACUAUGAAUGCUCCAACCUCAAAUACCUUACUGGUCUCAUCAAUGUGCCCAAGCUCGGACAGGAACCGCCCAAUCUGAUCGACUCUGGCGAAGCUCCCGAACUCCCCAACCGACCCAACAUCGAGCCUCGAGCAGAGCCAAAGCGGAGCGAGUCGCCCGCGCCCACAGCAGGCGAGAUUGAGGAGCAGCGUCGAAUGCUGGAAGAGUAUGAGCGCAAGCAGGCCGCGCUCGUCUCCCAGCGGGAAGCUGCUCAGCGCAAGCAGGAGGAGGACAAGCGUCGGCAGGAGGCGGACUAUGCUGAGCAGCAGCGGCUCCAGCAGGAGAGGGAGCGACAGGCGCAGGAGCAGCUUCUUCGGGAGCAAAUGAACCAGCAAAACCAGCAUUACAACAGCCAGCAGCAGCAAUACGGACAGGUCGCCGAGCUGCAGCAGGAGAUGUUGGGUAUGCGGGGACAAUACGAACGCGACCAGAUGCUGCUGGAGCAAUACGAUCGGCGAGUCAAAUCCCUCGAGAGCGAGCUCGGUCUCAUCGGCGCCAACGUCGGUGCCCAAAUGUCGGCCAAGGACGAUCUCAUAAUGCAACUCCAAAAGCAGAUCGAGAUCUGGAAGAGCAAGUACGAAGCGCUGGCCAAGCUCUACUCGCAGUUGCGCGGGGAACACCUUGAUCUUCUCAACAAGAGCAAGGGGUUCCAGCUAAAGGCAAACUCUGCCCAAGAGGCCGUCGACAAGAUGGAGAGGAUGGAGCGGGACGUCAAGGCCAAGAACCUGGAGCUGGCCGACAUGAUCAGGGAGCGAGAUCGAGCUCGUUACGAUGUUGACCGUCUUCGAUCAAGCCACAAGGAAGAACUCGACCGAAUCAAGCGAGACCUAUCUUUUGCCCAGGAACGCGCAGAAGACUCAUCGCGGAACAAGAGCUCCGAGGUGUCUGGCAUCAUGUCCAAGUACAACCGCCAACUCAACGAGCUGGAGGACUCGCUACGCGCCAAGCAGAUGCAAAUCGACGACCUCCUGCACCGGAUCGACGAAAAGGAGGGCGAGGUGGCAAGGGUUGUGGAAGAGAAGGAGCAAGAGCUGUUGAUUAUGCAAGAGGGCAUGGACUCUACGUUGAAAGAACUCAGCGAGAUGCGCAUUACUUCUGGCGACACCAACCAAGCCUUCGAUGCCCAAGUCGACACCCUCAUCCUCGACCACCGCAAAGAGCUCAACGCCAUCAUCGACUCCAUCCUCCAAGCAUGCGUACAGAAGGUGGACGACGCCAUGUACGAGCUGGAAUCCCCAAUGCAAACUGGCAACACCACCGCAACCCCCGAGUACACCCUCUCCAUGAUCGAAAAGGCCAUGACAAACGCCACCGAGUUUGCCUCCACCUUCAAUCUCUACCUCGCCAAAAAGAGCGGCGGUACCCAUGUCGACGUGAUUCGGUCGGCGAAUGAAUUUGCGCAAGCACUUUCAGAGACCCUCGUCAGCUCCAAGGGCAUCACGCGGUUCGCCGAGACCGACGACGCCUCGGACAGGCUCGUCAAGGUGGCAAAGAGCUCGGGCGACGCUGGCCAGCGGUUCUUCCUCAACCUUCAGUCUUUCCGCUUGCUUGCUGGCGGAAAGACUGAGGACGUUGCCCUUCGCAACAACGCCGAGACACGCGGGGCACUUGCCAAGCUGUCCGAGUCGGUGGAGAAGCUUAUUCCCAAGGCGAGCUCCACCCUGGCGCGGUCCAACGGCGAUAUCGGGGACAUCGUUUCGCAGGAGAUGCAGAACGCUGCUCGGGCAAUCGAGCAGGCCACUCAGCGUCUUCAAUCUCUUAUGGCGCGGGAGAAGGGGCCAAAAUACAAUGCUCUGGACAUCCAAGUCCAUGAUGCCAUCCUCGAGGCUACCUUGGCCAUCACCAACGCCAUCGGUCGGUUAAUCCGGGCGGCGACCGAGAGUCAGGAGGAGAUUGUACGGGAGGGCAAGGGGUCCAGCACAACACAGCAAUUCUACAAGCGAAACAAUCGGUGGACGGAGGGUCUCAUCUCGGCUGCCAAGGCUGUGGCGUACGCUACCGGUCUCCUCAUCGAGACUGCGGACGGUGUAAUCUCUGGCUCGCACUCGCUCGAGCAGCUCAUCGUGGCAUCCAACGAGGUAUCGGCCGCAACCGCUCAGCUCGUGGCUGCAUCCCGGGUCAAGGCGUCGUUGAUGUCCAAGACACAGCAGACUCUGGAGGUGGCGGCCAAGGCGGUGACGGAUGCUUGCAAGGCGUUGGUACGGCAGGUCAAGAUCAUCUCCAAUCGGGAGGGAGAUGAGGAUGCGGUCGACUACAAGUCGAUGCCGUCGCAUGAGUUCAAGAUGAGGGAGAUGGAGCAGCAGGUGGAGAUUCUGAAGCUAGAGAAGGAUCUAGGCGCGGCUCGGCGGAGAUUGGGAGAGAUGCGGAGGGCAGGAUAUCAUCAAUACGCAGAUUAG
Messenger RNA from Dioszegia hungarica, 3354 nucleotides. RefSeq names its product ANTH domain-containing protein. The record is from RefSeq and is a predicted model, not a curated record. Gene Ontology annotation, molecular function: clathrin light chain binding; clathrin-cargo adaptor activity; actin filament binding. Gene Ontology annotation, biological process: clathrin coat assembly; endocytosis; actin filament organization. Gene Ontology annotation, cellular component: actin cortical patch; clathrin-coated vesicle. The coding region runs from base 1 to 3354 and encodes 1117 amino acids. The transcript is spliced from 9 exons. Lineage: Eukaryota; Fungi; Basidiomycota; Tremellomycetes; Tremellales; Bulleribasidiaceae.